Saccostrea echinata is the source of this 1514-nucleotide messenger RNA. RefSeq names its product 4-aminobutyrate aminotransferase, mitochondrial-like. Gene Ontology annotation, biological process: GABA catabolic process. The transcript is spliced from 12 exons. Bases 75 to 1445 code for a protein of 456 amino acids. Lineage: Eukaryota; Metazoa; Mollusca; Bivalvia; Ostreida; Ostreidae. The record is from RefSeq and is a predicted model, not a curated record. Gene Ontology annotation, molecular function: pyridoxal phosphate binding. Gene Ontology annotation, cellular component: mitochondrion.
CACAAACGCCAUGUUACGCCAAAUUUUCAAAGGGUGUUCGACGCGACUCCUUAGUAGAACCGACUAGACCAAGAAUGGUCACCGAAAUCCCUGGACCAGAGUCCUUGAACCAGCUGCACCAACUAGACCAAAUUCAGAACACAGAUGCGGUAGCGUUUUUCGCAGACUACGAUAAAAGUUGUGGAAAUUACAUCGUGGACGCAGACGAUAAUGUGAUGCUGGACUUGUUCACCCAAAUGGCGUCCAUUCCUAUUGGAUAUAAUCACCCGAAACUGACAGAGGCGAUAAGCAAAAAGGAAAACUGGAGUACUUUCAUCAAUCGACCUUCACUGGGAAUUUUCCCCCCAGACAACUGGAACCAACUCCUCAAAGAGGAUCUCUUAUCGGUUGCCCCUUUGGGUAUGAAACAAGUCCAGACCAUGUCUUGUGGUUCCUGUACAAUAGAAAACGGACUAAAGGCCAUGUUUAUAGCCCACGAGAGAAGAAGGAGAGGCGGGGCGCCACCAACACCGGAAGAAAUGUCCUCUUGUAUGUGUAACUUGCCACCAGGUAGCGCUGAUAUCACCAUUCUGUCCUUUACAGGAGCAUCACACGGCUGGACACUGGGUGCGCUUGCGGCAAGUCACGCUAACUGGAUGCAGAAGUUGGAUCUGAGAACCAUGAAGUGGCCAGUGGCGACUUUUCCCUCACUGAAAUAUCCUCUGGAGGAAUACGAGACGGAAAACAGAAUGGAAGAGGAGCGUUCAUUGAGUGAGGUAGCAGAUAAAAUAGAGCAGUACAAGAAAAAUGGCCGCCCUGUUGCCGGGUGUUGUAUAGAACCUGUGCAGUCAGCAGGGGGAGAUAACCACGCCAGCCCGUGGUUUUUCCGGGAACUCCAGAAAAUUUGUAAACAUAAUAGUGUAGCUUUGUUGAUGGACGAAAUCCAGACAGGGUGUGGAUCGACAGGAAAGUUUUGGGCUCACGAACAUUUUGAAUUACCCGAGCCCCCGGACCUCAUGGCCUUUGGUAAAAAGAUGCUUGCGGGAGGGUUUUAUUACCGGGAGGAAAUGAGGCCACUGGAGCCUUUUAGAAUUUUCAACACUUGGGUAGGUGACUCCUCUAAGAUUGUGUUGUUGAGGGCUGUUUUAGACAUGAUCAAGGAGGAUAACCUGCUAGCUCUCGUGUCUGACACGGGGACACACCUCCUUAAGGGACUAAGGGAUAUUGAACGAAAAUAUCCUUGCUACAUCAGUAAUGCCCGUGGCCUUGGAACACUGUGUGCUUUGGAUUUUCCAAACAAUACUGAAAGAGAUAAAAUUAUUCAUGGUCUACGAAAUAGGGGUGUAAACACCGGCCCCAGUGGGGACAGGUCCAUCAGACUUCGACCUUCCUUGACCUUUACAAAGAGCCAUGCUGACAUUUUCUUGGAGAUAUUUGAAUCAACAAUAGAAAACAAAAUGGCAUGAUUAAAAAUAUUCCCUUGAUCGGUUUACUCAAAGCAACUUUUUGGUCGAAAGUCUAUAAUACAGAUGCCC